AUGAGUGGAACGACAAACAUACGACUCUGCGCCCAGUCGGUCGUCGGCCUUGCGCGGGAAACGCCGCGGUCAAAAGAUAACCGGUCUAGAUCGAACCCGCCAUGUGCCCCGCUCGCCUGGGCUGUGGCCGUGCAGCAUCCCUCCAUUCCAUCCACGGAUGACGGGAUGGCUUUCGCUGGAGUAUCCUACGCGGACAGCCCGCCGCCUAUUAAUCCUGCUGCUAUACUCGGGCGUACUCCGAAGGAUAGAGCCACAGAGCUACAGCAAACACAGCGUAGCAGGAGGUCGUCAGUGGUCGUCUGGGCCACGGAGCUGGCUCCGCUGCAGCGCAUAGCUCGGGGGCGAGAAGAAGCCGGAGAGAAUAUCUUGGUUCUAACGACCGCAGGAAGUGGACCGGCUGCAUCGACGAUGGGUUCUCUUCGACUUUCCUUAUCGACAAAUACGCCGCAGAUUCCGGGGUUCAUGGGUCCAGAGUGGAACGACGCGCAGGCUGGUACAUGA
This is a messenger RNA of Mytilinidion resinicola, 501 nucleotides long. RefSeq lists its product as uncharacterized. The transcript has a single exon. The coding region runs from base 1 to 501 and encodes 166 amino acids. The record is from RefSeq and is a predicted model, not a curated record. Lineage: Eukaryota; Fungi; Ascomycota; Dothideomycetes; Mytilinidiales; Mytilinidiaceae.